AUGCUUUCCCGCUCACGGUUGGUGGCGAUAUCGUCACUCCUCUUUACCUAUCUCAUCACGACCUACCAUGGCUCGUCGUCAAUAUCCAAGUCCAUAAGUGUCUUUGCCGCCAUCGCGCUGCUGGAAGGAUUUGUGCUUGGCGUCUGGUCCAUCAUCCUAUACCCCAACUUUUUCUCUCCCCUGCGCCAUCUACCUCAACCUAAAGAUGGCAACUCUUGGUUUAUGGGCCAGUUUAAGAUUAUCCGUGAACUGCCUUCCGGCUACCCACACCGUAAAUGGAUCCGUGAGGUGCCCAACGAGGGUAUCAUACGUUACCUAGGAGCCUUCAACCAAGAGCGUCUGUUCAUCAAUGGAGACAAGGCGCUAGCAGAGGUGCUCGUCCACCGCAAUUAUGACUUUAAUAAGCCACCCGAGCUCAAGACCUUUCUGGGCCGGAUCCUAGGAGUUGGCGUCUUGGUCGCAGAGGGCGACGAACACAAGAGACAGCGCCGAAAUCUCUUACCCGCUUUUGCAUUUAGACACAUCAAGGAUCUGUAUCCCGUCUUUUGGCGAAUUGGCCGCAGUGGAGUCCAGGCCAUGACCGAGUCUAUCCUGGCAGAUGCCAAGAAUAAGAACAUCUCGACAGAUGCUGAAGAAGCUCUUGCGAACCGCGAAAACACAGCCGUCAUCGAGGUGGGUAAUUGGGCAUCGCGGGCCACGCUGGACAUUAUCGGCGUGGCAGGGAUGGGCCGCGAUUUCAAUUCCAUCAGGGAUCCCAACAACGAGAUCAAUGAGCGUUACCGAACGGUUUUCCAGCCCUCGAAGCAGGCUCAAAUACUGAACCUCUUGUCCUUGUUCUUGCCUGCUUUCGUCAUCAAGAAUCUGCCAGUAAAGCGUAACAACGACAUUGAAUCAGCGGCCAAGAUCAUCAAGUCGGUCUGUCGGGACCUCGUCGUCGAGAAGAAGGAGAAGCUUGCAAGGAAGGAGCUGACCGACGUCGACAUCUUGUCGGUUGCCAUUGAGUCGGGUGGCUUCUCCGAUGAAGAUCUGGUCAACCAGCUAAUGACAUUCCUCGCUGCCGGACACGAAACCACCGCUGCAGCAAUGACGUGGGCAGUCUACAUGUUGUCCAGAUAUCCAGAGAUGCAAAAGCGAUUACGAGAGGAGGUCCGGGAACACCUACCCUCGGCCGACGUGGAUCAGGACGUGGAUAGCUUGCAAAUCGACCGCCUGCCCUACUUGAACGCUGUCUGUAACGAGGUGUUGCGGUACUAUCCCCCGGUGCCGUUGACGGUUCGCCAAACCGUGCGCGACACGAGCAUCCUAGGACACCACAUUCCCAAGGGUGUCCGGGUCAUCCUCCCGCCCGCGGCUAUUAACCUGGACAAGGAGCAAUGGGGACCCGACGCCGGAGAGUUCAACCCAGACCGGUGGAUUCCCAAGGACGAGACGGACAAGUCGGCCGCCAGUGGAGGAGCCACCAGCAACUAUGCUUACAUGACCUUCCUACACGGACCCAGGAGCUGCAUCGGGUCAUCUUUUGCAAAGGCCGAGUUUGCGUGUCUGUUGGCACAGUGGGUUGGGCGUUUUGAAUUUGAACUGUACAACAAGGAGGAAUUUGACGAAUCCAAGGUCCUGAUCAAGGGUGGUAUCACGGCAAGGCCUGCCAAGGGCAUGUAUGUGUAUGCUAAGGUUGUCGAUGGCUGGUAG
Molecule: messenger RNA, 1689 nt
Organism: Pestalotiopsis fici W106-1
Lineage: Eukaryota; Fungi; Ascomycota; Sordariomycetes; Amphisphaeriales; Sporocadaceae
Exons: 2
Coding region: 1-1689 (562 amino acids)
Molecular function (GO): monooxygenase activity; heme binding; iron ion binding
Source: RefSeq, a predicted model, not a curated record